AUGGAAGAAGGUAAUAGAAAUGAACCGCCUCCAAUACAUUCCUUUGGUGCAGGACAGCACCAAAAACGUCGUAGUAGUGGUGAUACUUCAGAAUUUUCCUCACAAAAAGAAGAAAAAACUAGUGGGGAAGAAAUAGAAUGUUCAAUACCAGAUAAUAAUUUAAUAAUACCGGAUGGAUCGUUUUUUCCUCCAUUAGAAAAGGUAUUAAUGAAUCAAUCAGGUUCUCCAUUAUCACAAUACAAUUUUUAUGCUUAUCUAAAAAAUGAAUGGCAUGGAGAACAUAAUUUAAAAUUUUGGUUAGAUGUCGUUACCCAUGAAAAUCUAUUUGAAUCUUGGCGAGAAUAUCAAAAUAUUAUUAAUAAAACGAGCGAAAGAGUAAGCAAUGAGACUGAACGACGACAAAGUGAAAGUGAUGGAGGAGGGGCUAGUAGGAAAGAUACUGUUGCACCUUCAAUUGUGAAUUCUUUUGUUGAUUCAAAAAAUCCUGUAAUUCAAUCAUCCUCAUCAAAUUAUCGACAUUCUACUUCAAAGAGACAUACAAAAGCAUCAUCAACAACAUAUGGUGGUGGUAUUGGCAAUAAUGAUCAUCAUGAAAUCACUAUAAGUUCUGAAGAGCGCUCAUCGUCAGAUUAUACACAACCUGAAAUUAUAAAAAGGGUUGGUGAGGAAGAUUUAGCAAAGUCUUCUCUGAACAUUUAUAAAAAAUAUGGUCAUAUGAAUAUAUUACCAGAGGAAAGUCGUACGACGAUGCAGGAUUUAAUUGAACGGCAAGGGAGAUUUAAUCCUGUUGUAUUUUCAUCAGCAAAAUCUUAUGUUUAUCAUAUCAUGAAUGUAAUAUAUUUUCCAAAAUUUAUACAAUCCGCUAUUGACAUGAAUAUAUCUCAUUUAAAUGCUAUAGCCGCUCUACCUUUGGGCAUAGUAGCAUUAACAAUUGGUUUGGCUCUAGAAUUAUUUCUUAUUUUUAUGGGCGAAGAAAACAGAUUAAAAAGAUUUUGGGGGUUUCCUCCUAUAUGGUUAGGUUGGAUUUUAUUACAAACUGCUGCUACUCGUUUCUUUCCACCCUUAAUCUUAUUUGGUGCAAGUGAAUAUAAAUUAUUUCGAUUUCAUAAAAUUAAAGAAAUUUCAGUUCUAUAUGCUCAUAGGAAACGUGCUUUUACUUUUCUAAUGUGGGAUACUUUAGCCACUGUAAUAACGAUCGUCCAAGCACUUAUUUAUUCAUCCGAACCUGAACGGUUUGUAAUUUGGUUUCAUGGCUUUAAAGCUUUGGCUUUGAAAAAUUGGGAACGUGCCAAAAAAUGA
This is a messenger RNA of Funneliformis mosseae, 1299 nucleotides long. Lineage: Eukaryota; Fungi; Glomeromycota; Glomeromycetes; Glomerales; Glomeraceae. The record is from the annotation of a GenBank genome assembly.